Messenger RNA from Thamnophis elegans (Western terrestrial garter snake), 1774 nucleotides. RefSeq names its product IQ motif containing D (gene DRC10). Gene Ontology annotation, molecular function: protein binding. The record is from RefSeq and is a predicted model, not a curated record. NCBI's taxonomy places the organism in Eukaryota, Metazoa, Chordata, Lepidosauria, Squamata, Natricidae. The coding region runs from base 242 to 1501 and encodes 419 amino acids. The transcript has 4 exons.
UUUAUCUUUAUCUUCAGGAGGAAAUAGCGAGGGUCGUGUCUGAGACUCUUUCCCAGGUUACAUUUCCGCCCUGGACUCCGAUGCCUCUUCUCUGAACAUUGGUUUCCUCUCUUCGUUCUGUCCCUCAAGGUUAAUCCUCGCGCCCAUUGCUCCGUCUUAGAAUCCUCUUCCUCGGGGGCCCUAAAACAAAGGCAUUCAAACAACCGAAGCCUUGCCGGGAGAUUCAAAAGCAGCAGAAAAGAUGACGACGGAAUUGGUCUCCACGUCUUACGAGCUGGUGGAUUCCAUCCGCCCGAAAAAGGCUAUCCGAGCUCCCUUAAGGAUCUUGGAUCCCGCUCGGUCGAAGCUGAGCACCGUCGAGACCAAGAGGAUCAUAUCCGUCUUGGAUGAAACCAUCUUCAAGAUAGAACUGGUCAGUGUCUUCUCCCACGUCAUCGAGAACCUCGAUGAGUUUAAGCCCUUCUUGGGUCCUGACCUCACGGGAGCCUUCCGAGAACAUCUCCGGCUCUCAAACAUCCUGGAAUGUAUGCUGUCCCACCCGGAAGAAGAAAAUAUGCUCUAUAUAGGCUCCGGGAAGGGAACUUUCUUUGGCCUGGUGGAUCCCGAUGGCCAUCUCACGCUGCAUGUUCAAGGCCUUAAAAGCUCGGUCCGAAAUAUCCUACGCCUGCUUUACACCAACACUGGCGCUUGCCAAGCUCUGAGAGAGGUGUUUUACACCAGGGACCCGUCCGUCCACAAAUUUAUUCAUUGCUUGUCCAAGCAGAGGGGCUUCCUCUUCGAGCAGCUCCUCACCACCCCUCUAGAAGAAAAGGAGAAACAUCGGUUUUUGUACGAAGUCUUCCAGAGAGACAAGAAAAACACGGAGACCGCGGCAGCUCUGGAAGACGAACUUACUGCAGCCGUGCAGAAUAGGGAUGAGGAGAUUUCCAAGAAGAACGCUGUCAUCAAAGACCUGAAAACCCACUUGUACAACCUGGCCAAGUUCUCCGAAAGCCAAAUCCAGCACACGCGGGCGGAAGCCGAGAAGCAGCACAAAACGGAGGUGCGCACUUCCCAGGCGAAAUGCGCCAAGCUGCAACAGGAGCUGCAGCAGCUGCGGGCUCAGUUCAACGCCCUGGUGGCUGAAGACCGAGAGGUGGAACUCAACCAUCGGAAGAAAAAAUACAAGGUGGAAAUGGAGAUAGAAAACUGGGUCCAAAAAUACGAUAUCGAAAUGAUUGAAAAGCAGGAGGAAAUCGAUGAGAUCGAUGAAGUCUACGUGGUCGAGAAGGAGGACUUGGCCCACCUGCGGGAGAGAUACACCCGGCUGGACGAGGAAUACUGCCAGAUCGUGGAGGAGAGGAAGGUGAAGCAGGAACAGAAAGACAAAGCAGAGAAGGAGCUGGCCAUCCUGGCCCGCGCUGCGACUCUCAUCCAGGCCGUCUGGAAGGGCUACUUAGUGAGGUCGUUGUUACGGAGCAAAAGGAAGAAGAAGGGGAAGGGGAAGAAGGGCAGGAAAUAAGCGUUGGUCAACGCCUGGCCGUUCUCUUCUUUUGGGGAUGGGAUGCCCUGGGCAGCUUCGGAGAGGGAUGGGGGAACCCUUGGAAGGUUCUAGGACACCCUUUAAUAAAGUUGAUCCUUUAAAAAGAUGGGGGACCUGUCAAAAUCAUUUCCCCCCCCCCAACCCCAAAUCUCUCUUAUCUUGAAUUGAAAGGGGAGAAACAUCGCAGAGAACAGAGGUCCUUGGUGCUCUCUGAGCUUGGCUGUUUUACAGACAUUUCAUUAGGUAACAUCA